Messenger RNA from Clarias gariepinus (North African catfish), 3059 nucleotides. RefSeq names its product ectonucleotide pyrophosphatase/phosphodiesterase 4 (gene enpp4). Lineage: Eukaryota; Metazoa; Chordata; Actinopteri; Siluriformes; Clariidae. The record is from RefSeq and is a predicted model, not a curated record. Bases 233 to 1600 code for a protein of 455 amino acids. The transcript is spliced from 4 exons.
UAAGCGAACCGGUAAUACAACACAGUAAAGCUUGUGAGCUGCUCGGUAAAAACAUUUAACGUUUGGGUUUGUCAUGAAGGAAUAUGCGCAUGUUUUCUUUUAGUUGUACUACAACAACGAUAAAUAUUUUUAACUUGUGCUGGUCAUUUUAUUGGGAACCUGCUUUGUGCCUUUUUGAACGGCUGAAUUGAUGAAUUCAUUCUCUCUGUAAGCAGUUGUUCCUGCUGACACAAUGCAUCUCCAAGCUCUUCUGUGUGUUCUAGCAUGUUAUGAAUCAGCUAUCGCUCUGAAUACAUCGAGUGAUGCAAAAGAUAUAACUCCACUACUGCUUGUAUCGUUCGAUGGUUUCCGAGCAGACUACCUGGAAAAAUACCCGUUACCUAACCUGCAGAAAUUUAUCUCGGAUGGUGUUCUUAUUGAUGAACUUAUCAAUGUCUUCACUACUAAAACUUUUCCUAACCAUUACAGUCUUGCCACUGGACUGUAUGCGGAAAGCCAUGGAAUUCUGGCAAGUCGCAUGCAUGACUCGGAGACAAAUAAGAAUUUUACUAUAAAGAAUUCUAGCGAUCCUUUCUGGUGGAAUGAAGCGACACCGAUUUGGGUGUCCGUGCAGAAUUGGAACUAUAGAUCUGCAGCGGCAAUGUGGCCAGGAACUGACCUGGUUAUUCAAAACCGUACCUCUUCAUAUUUUUUAAAAUAUAAUGCAGACGUCAGAUUUAAUGAAAGACUGGACAACAUAACAAAAUGGCUCACUGAAGACAGAUUGGUCAAGUUAGCUACGCUCUACUGGGAGGAACCCGAUAAGACUGGACACAUCUAUGGACCAGAAAACAGCACAAUGAUGGCCAAGGCGCUGAAAGAAGUAGAUGAUCAUGUGGGUUUUCUGAUGGACCAUCUCAACCAGACAGGACUAUGGGGGAAAAUUAACGUUAUUAUUACUAGUGAUCAUGGCAUGGUGCAGUGCUCCCAAGAACGACUUAUUAAACUUAAUGAGUGUGUCGAUUCGAAAUACUAUGAUCUAGUGGACAUCACUCCAGUAGCUGCCAUUAUACCACGCAAUGAUGCUGCAGGUCUGUACAAAAACCUCAGCAACUGCAAUGUGCACAUGAAAGCUUACAUGAAAAACGCAAUACCUGACAAGCUGCACUACAGUCACAAUAAACGCAUUCAGCCCAUCAUCCUGUUAGCAGAUGAAGGUUGGACAAUUGUUCAGCAGGGUAACCUUCCUCGAUUGGGCGAUCAUGGAUAUGAUAACUCUCUGACCAGCAUGCACCCCUUCCUGGCAGCCCAGGGCCCUGAUUUUCGGAAAGGCUACCGAAUGAAAACUGCCAACAGCGUGGACCUCUACCCACUCAUGUGCAACCUCCUGGGCAUCCCAGAGAUGCCUAAUAAUGGCAGUUUUAGCAACAUUCGCUGUGUGCUGCUCCGAGAGAAGUGCUCAGACCUGGCAGCAGUGCUAGGCAUUGUCAUUGGUGCCCUCAUAGUGCUCACCACCAUCACCCUCCUCUUCAGACUGCUAAAGAACAGGGAGCACUCCACGUCACGGCCAUUCGCACGUUUAGAGCUUGAGGAGGAGGAUGAUGAGCCUUUACUUGAAUAAGGCUGGAUUGGUUUAAGUGCAUGCAACAUGUUUGUGCAAAAAAUAAAGAAAGAAACAAACGGCAAAAAUAGGAAAAAAUUAAGCAAUUAUAGUAGAGGGUCUCUGCUUCCGUAGGAAAAUUUUUCCUAUAUAUGCCUUUAGAUAUCCAAAGAAUAGGACUGCUAUUUAUUUAAGCAAUAGUUUAAAUAAGCAACUUCCUUAAAAACAAAUUCCAGCUUACCUAUUUUUUUUCUGGUUUAAAAAUAUUAUUAAAAAUAGAAAUACAUUCAGAUGUUUGAGAUGACAACUCCAUAUAAUGAUGUUAAUAUAUAGUUAUUUUUCUGUAUAAAGAACUUGCAAAUAUAAUAAUAUCAGGUCUUAUAAUUUACAUAAUAUGGCAUUGAGCACUUCUGUUAUUUCUAACAGCUAUUUUGGGGCACAUUCCAUUAAAAACUAUAGUAAACUAAGCUAUACAGGAAGACAUGUUAUCAGGUAUGCUCAAGUGCAAUGUUUAGUUCAUCUCACUGGAAAUCCACAGAGACUGUGCAUAUUUUGCCGAGCCUCAGAGGUUUAAAGAACUUUCUAAUCCCUGGCAUAGCACCAGGAACUUAAUCACUCCAGUUACUGAGUUAUCUACACUGUAUAUUUAUUUCCUUUGUGGUUUAUGCUUCGUUAUGAGCAUAUGAAUGUUUAUUUCGUCCUCCUACUAAGUAAAUAUUGAUGUUUAUAUUUGCUUUUAAAGAAAAUUCUAUUUUUCUAUUUUGAUAGUGUAUAAGUGCAGGCUGUUUAGUGGUUUGAAAAAGAAAUUACAACAUUAAGUGAUAAUUUAAAUGAGUUUUUUUUUUAAGAUAUAUAAUGUGUUUGUUGCACUCAGAUGUUUGUCGGUGGUAAGAAAGGUUUAAGGGCUGGCUCAGUGUUUUCUUGAAGUCUUCCUUUAAAGGCAUUUGUACUGUGGAACUAUGCAAGGGAAUUAUUGAUGGGUUGGACUGAUACCUUGAUGAAACUCUUGUGGAGCUGUGUGUGUUUAAGUUUUUUAUUUUAAUAGAUUUUCUUCCUUGUAUAAUAUUAAGUGGUCUUUUAGGGCAGCUUAAAUUUAUGCUAAAUGUAAAGUGGUAAAAUAUUGACUACCUUGUAAGUGGCUUACCUGAUCUUAACCACUAGAGGUCACUUUGUCUGUCUUAUAAUGUAGCUAACAGUUACGUGUAAAUCUCACACAUCAGGUAAAGCUUUCAUGGAAUUAUCUUUUGUCUUAAAAUAAUGUUUUUUUUUUUUAAUAAAGUUAAUGAGUAACUGGUACAUUUAACGUUUAUUUUAGUUACAUAGUUUAAAAGUAAAUUAAGUUAAGUUGCAUGUGUAUGUGGAUAAAUUUGCAGCUCUGAAGAUCUGAUUUAAGUUAAUUAUCUUUCUCAUACAAAUGAUCUCCUUCAGUAACUUACUGUGCCUUUGCUGUGUUAAAUAAAAUCCAGUCAUGCAACGAUUA